CUUCGACUGCUACUGCGAAACACAUGACAUGGCAUGUUGAGCACGAAACCAACGAGGGUAUGAUGGCUCACCCUUCGGACUGUGAAGCCUGGAGACACUUUGACCGCUGUCAUCCUCAGUUUGCUAUGGAGCCACGAAAUGUGCGGCUGGGAUUGUGCUCAGAUGGAUUUGCUCCUUUUGGCAGGUUUGGCAAGAACUAUUCAUGUUGGCCGGUCAUGUUAACUCCUUACAAUCUCCCUCCCGACAUGUGCAUGAAAAGUCAUUUCAUCUUUUUGUCUUUAAUUUGUCCGGGUUCCAAGGAUCCUGGGCGAAAGAUAGACAUUUAUCUUCAACCCCUUAUUGAGGAGAUGAAAGAACUGUGGGCCGUUGGGACACCAACUUAUGAUGUUUCAUCAGAUAAAAUGUUUAUCAUGAAAGCUGCCAUCAUUUGGACCAUUAGCGACUUCCCUGCCUAUGGCAUGCUUUCGGGAUGGAGCACACACGGUCUGAUGGGAUGUCCGAUAUGCAUGGAGAAAUCAGGUGCCAACUGGCUCAGUUACAGCAAAAAAGGAAGUUACUUUGAUUGUCACCGCAAGUUUCUCCCGGAAAGGCACCGAUAUCGAAAGGACAAGAAGUCUUUCAUUAGAGGCAGAGCGGUACGAGAGAGCCCACCCCCGAGAUUGACCGGUGAAGAAAUUUAUAACUGGGUUCGACGUUUUCCUACGGCUAUGGAAGAGCCAAACCAAGAGCCAUAUGGGUAUUGUGAUACCCAUAAGUGGACAAAGAGGAGCAUAUUCUGGGAGUUGCCUUAUUGGAAAGACCUUCUCAUCCGUCACAAUUUAGAUGUCAUGCACACUGAGAAGAACGUCUUUGAUAAUAUAUUUAACACGGUGAUGGAUUUGAAAGGCAAAACUAAAGACGGUCUUGCAACUAGGAAAGAUAUGACUAUUUGGUGUGAUAGACCCGAACUUUCUGUUGAUCUAGAAUAUCAGGGCAAGGAAGUUCCAAAAGCAGUCUACCAGGUCACAGAACCACAAAAGGCAGCAAUAUUAAAAUGGCUUGCGUCUCAGAAGUUUCCAGAUGGCUACUGCUCCAACUUGUCUAGAUGCGUAGACAUGAACAAACUUACCACGACGGCGAGCAUGAAAACUCACGAUGCUCAUGUAAUAAUGCAAAGACUUCUACCAAUUGCACUAAAAGAGAUGCUCCCUGAACACGUAUGGUCCUGCAUUACUGAAAUCAGUUUGUUGUUUCAAUCGAUAUGUUCCAGCGUUUUGGAUGCGGCAUCCCUCCGGAGACUACAAGAGUCUGUUCCCAUUCUGAUGUGUAAUCUGGAAAAAAUAAUGCCACCAUCGUUUUUCGAUACAAUGGAACAUCUCAUAAUACA
This is a messenger RNA of Cuscuta epithymum, 1366 nucleotides long. Lineage: Eukaryota; Viridiplantae; Streptophyta; Magnoliopsida; Solanales; Convolvulaceae. The record is from the annotation of a GenBank genome assembly.